GGAAAAUGUAUGAUCAGGGAACUGAGCAGCAGCCACAGGUGGAAGUUGUGAUGAAGGUAGAACGUGAACAACCUUCAGCCUCCACUACUCCACCUCUGACUGCUACUCAGCGGAUGAAGAAAGAGUUGGAAGAACAGCUGCGGCAGCAGCAGGCCAGGCUUGCAGCAUUGGAACAGCAGGAGGCAGCUGAGCUAGAAGCUGCAACAGAUCAUUCCAGAAGAGAAUAUCUGUUGCAGCAGCUAGACAAAGCGCUCACAGAUGAUCGUUGUGCCCCGAUCACCAARCAUAUGGCAGAGAUGAUCCUGCUAGAACACAAGAUCACCAGUUCAGAAUUCACGAACUGGGAUGAUCGCUUUGUGCGACUGGAGYGUCGGGUUGAUGAAYUGUCAGCUCAGCAGUCCAAGAUCCUGGAUUCUAUUCAGAGCUUGACUGCUCAGCUGGCAGCCGCCAAGCUGAUUGCCCCUCAACUCCCUCUGCUGAAACCCAAAUCCUCUCCUCCUUCUUGUCCCCCUUCUACUCCCCCUGGUUCAAUACAUUCAUCCCGGUCACCAUCCCUUUCCCAAAAGGCCUCAGCAAAGGCCACCUAUGCUGCUGUUACUGCAGGAGACUACAGAGGUCCCAAGAUCCCUGCUCCCAACAAGUUCAGGGGCGAUGACCCCAAGACCGAUGUUGGGGACUGGGCUGCUGGGACCAGGGCCUACUUUAGGGGCUUUGUCUAUGCAGAACAGACCAAGGUGGCGACUGUUCUAGGGCUGCUGGAAGGGCCUGCACUGAAGUGGGCGACUUCCACUUCCAGCAGUUUGCAGCAGUCCAUGGAGGACUGGACUUUUGGGCUUGGGGUGGACAAAUUUCUGCAGGCCCUGGAGGACCGAUUUGCAGACAAGGAGAGAGCCAGCAAGGCUGCUGACAGGAUUGCUCGCCCGGGACAGCAGCGGUACAGUGGGACUCUGCAGGCCUUGUUUGCUGAGUUUGAGCAACUCACCUCCACCUCUGGGUUGGUCAUGAGCACUGAUGAUCUGCUGACCAACUUUUGCAGGGCAGCACCUGAGAAAUAUUGCACCUUCCAGACAGAGAUGCACCGCAUCUUCAAGCCUUACCUGGACAAGUUUAUGGUUGUCUACCUGGAUGAUAUCCUGGUAUUCAGCAAAACUGCCAGGGAACAUGCGGAGCACUUGACUCUUGUCCUUCAGUCGUUAAUUGACAGCCAGUACAAGAUCAACAGAGAGAAGUCCUCGUUUGGAGUUCCCUCUGUUAUCUAUAUGGGUCAUGUAAUCUCUGGAGAUGGUCUGGCUCCUGAAGCAGCCAAGAUAGCUGCUAUUCAGGAGUGGCCCUAGCA
This is a messenger RNA of Chara braunii, 1336 nucleotides long. Lineage: Eukaryota; Viridiplantae; Streptophyta; Charophyceae; Charales; Characeae. The record is from the annotation of a GenBank genome assembly.